AUUAACAAGACAAUAACGGUCAAAAUCAACGGCUCUGACCACCACCUUAUCUCGUACUUCACGCAGGACGACGUGCGCUCUGGGCGGUUGCACAGACCGACGAGUCGCCCCGAUCUCAUGGCGCUUAAGAUACCGAUGGAGCUUUUACAGUCCGCCAACUUCAGGUACCCAUUGAAGCUGGAGACGCAAUACACUACAGUCCCUUCGUAUCUGUAAGUGGUUUGGUCUGGUUGUGCGGCCAAUCUUAUGCUGACGUCUUCGGGCACUGUGGUCAGGGAUGAUGCGGACAGCAUUGAUUAUCAACGUAGGAACGCGCUGGGCCUGUCUUCUCUUCCGUCCAGAACGAUGGCUCGGACGCCGCACCUAGGGGCGGGUCCCUCACCGCUGGAGAUUUCGACUUUCUCACGCUCUCCAGUUGGUUCACCUACAAGCCCAUAUCUGGCACAGAGUAGACCAUCGCCAUUCGACGCAGUCUAUCCCCGGCUUCACACCGACAUUAGCCAUCCCAUAUCGCCAUCGGAUUCCGCGCACACCGCCCAUUCACCCUACAGCCCCGUCGACUCUCCCGUCAUGGACGACCUGGCACCUCAGUCCUGGUCCCCUUCCUACUCUUGCGCGCCCGAAACGUACUCCAUGUCAGGCGGGGCACCCGCGAUGUACCAGGGACAGCUGCCGGUCGGCCACUUCGAUUCGGCCCACCUGCCGAGGGACGAAACGUGGACACAGCACGCCCACAGCAGUAUGCGUAUGGAGCGCGGAUACGAACACGACAUUCACCGGCUCGACAUCGCGGAACACCCAGAGUCGGCAGCUUGGUCUGCGGCUGCGAUGUCGGGUUCCCAUUACGCAUCGGCCCCGCCGACCAGUGUGUCGAUCAGUGCCCAUUAUCCUGCUGUACGUGGCCGAGACCAUGUCCGCACCCGAUCGGUCCCCCCCGUAUGGUCAUGGGGGCAAGACUCGGCUCAUUCGCUCUACCAGCUCCCUCCAGUCUCUCACCCCAUAUACGCUUCGCAUGGUGCGCGCCACUCGCCGAGUUGAGUUGGCCGCCAUAGACCGUUUGUCUCUGCUACUUUCCACCGUUUAUUUGCUGCACAUGUAUACCGUGACCUGAGUGUUUUUAUUUUGAUGAGCAUCACGCACGAUCCUACCAAUGCUGAUUCGG
Fomitopsis serialis is the source of this 1162-nucleotide messenger RNA. RefSeq lists its product as uncharacterized. The transcript has a single exon. The record is from RefSeq and is a predicted model, not a curated record. NCBI's taxonomy places the organism in Eukaryota, Fungi, Basidiomycota, Agaricomycetes, Polyporales, Fomitopsidaceae. Bases 247 to 1038 code for a protein of 263 amino acids.